UAAAUAUUGUAUAAUGUGACAAAGGUUUCCGCCAUUAAAAGAAAUAGUUCCCUGAGAGCGUUCCGUGUGAUGGUGUCUUGUUAAUUUUUCGGUUGAAGUGGAUAUUUAUUUCAUUUGAAGUUUUGCUAUAAGACACCUUUUACAAUGAUCAUGCGGUGGUUAGUAACAUUAGCAGUGUGUAUUGCCACUCUAUCAACACUGGGAUAUUGCCAGAUCGAUAAUUGUUUGGACGGCAAAGCAGACAUAGUGAUAGCUCUAGAUGGAACCAGACUAAAUACACCUACGGAACAUACACAAUUUGUUUUCAUGAAAGAGUAUAUCAAGAAAAUUUUGAACAAAAUAACACUGAAUUUUAUCAACGGUACAAUGGUUUCUCUUUUUACAUACGGAACAACAUCAACGGAGAUUGCCGAUUUCAGUGCUGAUAAGAACAGUAUACUUACUAAGUUGCAAGCCUUAACAUAUCCGAGACUACCAACUCGAUAUACCAAUUUGGCACUAGACCACAUCACUGAGAAAUUUAAGAAAUUCAAUCGCCGCGGUGUACCAAGAAUAGCUAUUAUAUUUGUUAACGGAAACACAAAUGGAGAUUUCUCUACGUUAAAAUUAGCCGCUAAAAGGGCAGCAAUAAGCGAGAACAUUCAAAUAAUAGCUGUUUCUGCAAAUUCCACGUUUGCUGUUCGGGAUCUUGAUACCAUCACAAGCUAUGUACCAGGAAGAAUUAUUUCUGCAGUUUAUAGAGAUGACGAACCUGAUAUGGCCGCUGUGUGCCAAUAUAUGAUAGGAGGAACUGUCUUGCCGCGAAACUGUACCGGGAAAGCUCACGUUAUUCUCGGCAUUGACCUAUCAACAAAAUCCCGGUUCGACAUGGCUUUAAAUCUUGGUAUUGCACUGUUCAGUAACGUACGACAAGUUAGAAGAACAUUGUUGUUAAACGAUGCUAAUAACUAUGAGUACACAUUUGCCCCUGGUGUAAAUUCUAUAUCAGAGUUCGGUAAAAUUCAAAGCGAGGCAGCCAGUCGUUUAAAUUCAGGUUCAUAUGAUGCAAGGGGUAUGGUGGACAACUUUGUAAGCGCCUUUAAUAAAAGUCUACUGACAACCAUGCACAUGGCUAGAGUCGCUAUUCUUAUAUCAGACCAGGAUUCUGGUUCUGCCACACAAAUGAGACAAGCAGUAGAUAUGCUUCGGAACCAAAACAUUAAGCUGAUAAUCAUAGCAGUACAAGCAGAAUUAAAGCCAAGUUUGCAGACUCUUUUAGUACUAACAGAGGAAAACUUACAAAACCAGAUAGUCACUUCAGAUACGACCCUCUCUGUAAGCGGACUGAACCAAGUAAUGAACUCUGUAUGUUAUGCAAUUCAAAGAUGUCCAGGGGAGAUUGACGUCAUGAUUGCCAUGGAUACGUCAUACAGUAUAGCAUCUCAACCGGAAAAAGUGCAAUUGGUCAAGGCUUAUACCAAAAUUAUUGCCAACAGUUUUAUUCACAAUAGAGUCCAUGCAGCACAAAUAGCCAUCAUUGCGUUUGGUACAAGUGUUUUCCAUGUAUCGUUCUUUGGGGACAACCUCAUUGAUAUCAUUGAAAACAUCAACCUUGCUCAACCAAUUUCGAACGAUUAUAAAACUAAUACAGAUAUAGCCUUAGACUAUAUGAUCAAUAGGACGAACUCAAAGGGACGACCAGGAGUUCCGAAAGUAGCUAUUAUAGUUACAGACGGUAAAUCUACAAAUGGAUUACAAAAUCUACAAAACAGUGCUAUUAGGGCAGCAAUGAACAAUUUGAUAACUGUAGCCGUGGGCGUUGGGGACGGCUAUAUAAUGGAAGAGUUGAGCAAUUUAACCAAUGGAAUUCAAGAAAAUAUAAUUGAAUCUACUUUUGAAGAUCUGACAUCAAUCGCUGCUUCGAAAACAGUAGAUAGAUUGUGUUUAUUCGCCAUAGACGGCCAGGGAACGAGUCAAGUAUGUGAAGGUGCUGCUCACAUUACGAUAGCAGUAGAUGUCGGUGAUGCAAAAAACUUUGAUGAAGUAAAACUGUUUGCUGCUAAGCUUAUAGCAAAUCUUAAAGUACAAGAAAUGUUGGUAUCUAUUGUGAUUGGCAGUACAGGGGCAGAGUAUAAUUUUCCCGCCAAUACUGACAGCAAUACUAUUCGGAAUACUAUUUUGAGAUCUACAAAUUCUGACACAUUUAUCUACAACCACACUGGUACCAUAAAUCGUGCAGCAAAGACAUUUGCUGCAAAACCAAUCAUGCCUAGAAUUGUAUUGUUCAUUACUGAUGGAAAAUCGACUAAUCCUGCUUCGUCUAUAGCUGCUGCUAGAAUUGCUGCAACAAAUGACAUUCAGUUUUUAGCACUUGGUCUAAUAAAAAAAGAUAUAUCGGCUGUGGAUAUGAACGAGAUAACCGGAAUAGCUGGUGGUAUAAUACAGAAUAGAUUCGUUAUAUCAGAGGAAGGUUUACAAAGUAGUGGUGUAAACCUAGUCAUUAUGUCUGUCUGUCAUGCUAUAAGUGAUUGGAGUGGAACAUCACUACUAAAAUUUAUGGGUCCUGCCGAAGUUUCACUAAUGAUGGACUCCUGCGAUAGAACCAUGCACAACUUCUACCGUGCCUUUGCUAAAGAUGUUCUUAGAUAUAUCAACGUCGAGGACAACAAGGUCAAAUUAAACGUAGCCUCGUUUUGCUCUAAAGUGGAACCAAUCAGCUCAUAUCAGGACAUGUAUUAUAUCCAUCCUAGUCUAAAAUAUGAAAAUAUAAUGGCGAACAAGCAAUGGACAGCAUCUCAAAUAAUUGGCGACUACAUUCUGCAUUUUAAUGAUAUCCGCUCAUCGAAUAAAAUUGGAAUUGUCUUAGUAAACGAUGCUACUAUUGAACCGAAUUUAGGACUGAUUGCACAGUAUGCGUACCAGCAAGGCAUUACUCUUUUUGCAAUUGGAAUCGAUUACGGACAGCAGAACCUUGAAAUGAAGUUGGCACAAAUAAGUCCUAACGGCUAUAUGAAAUUGCCUCUUAAUCAACUUAACGUUAUGGGGAUGAAUUUCCUUAUUACCAACUUUAUGGCAAUGGCCAAUGCUAGUGACCGAUACGUUGCCAUGGGACUUGUUGGUUUCAAUCCGACGAUAGACUUAGGCAACCAGUCCAUUCGAUAUAAUCAUUUGGUAACCAGUCUUCAGGGCCAGACCAGGAUGUUAACUGGAAAUAUCAGGAAUGAAAUGGAUAGUCGGAUAUCAAAUGCAGUUUACACCGGAAAUGGAUUGGCCAUUCAUGACGCUAUUGCAAAUUUUAGACGGAUUUUCAAAAAUAAAUCUGGAAAGAAGUAUGCAUUUAUUGUUACAAACAAAGGUGCAGAAAAUAUCGAACUUGUAAACAGAGAACGAGAGCUUGCCAAAAAAGAAAAUAUCACCAUAUAUGUUAUAGGAUUUAAACCGGAUGUGACAUUAGAUCAACUGGUUGCGAUAGCGGGAUCUAGUGAUUUGGUUUCGUACUAUGAGAGCAGUAAUAGACUCAUCCAAAUGUCUUCAAGAUUUGUACAGCUGGUAUCGGAAUUUGGUAUGGACGCAAAACUAGCUUUUGCCAUUGCUGGUACAGGAAUGUCGGCCAAUGCAUUCAGUCAUAUGAGAAACGUCGUUGUCACAGCAGCCAACUUGUAUAAACAGCUGUCGCAGCUUGGUAACAAAAAUAUAGAACUUGCAGCUGGCCUUAUCGGGUAUAACGGAUUUUACUUGGUCCAACCGCUUACUGCUGUAAGUAAUAUCAAUCUGGUUCAACUGGAAAACAGCCUUGCUCAAUUGGCAAAUGAACCUCUAGCCCAGUCCAUGAUGAAUAUGUACUUUACAUUGUCUCAACAGAAAGUAGCAGGAAGACCACAAUACGCAGUGGUGUUCUAUUCCGGAGGUCUAGGCAGCAAUAAAAAUAUGGUGUUGAAAAUUGCACAGAUGAUGAGGGACAAUGGUAUAACAGUGAUUCCAUAUAAUGUGGACGGGAUCAGUACUGAUGUCGAAAAUUCUGCUGAGUAUAAAGAUGCAGUUCUCAUGGCUGGUGGUAACGCAAACAACGUUAUGUGGCUGUCCAGAAAUUAUAUCAGAAAUAACCAAACAAAAAACCCAAUUGAACUGAGCGGAUAUCUGAAAAACAAUAUCAUGAACGUUGGUAAUUACGGUUGUAAUGUUGAUGUCUCCAUGGGUCAAAUGGGAGAUCUAGAUCCAAGUGCAUUGAAAGAAGUUCGUAAAAUUAUAGCAGCUUUCAUUGGAACGUCAGAACAAGAUUGUAGAGGUCGAAUGAAAAUGGGUGUGUUCGAAUUCGACCAGACGACGUAUGCUCCGUUGAUACAUUUUGGUCUACAUAGUGAUUAUGCCAGUCUACAGAAUGCUUUCCAGACACAAAGUGACAUUCGAACCGCUUACCCAAGGGGAUCAGCUGCUAUACAGUAUAUAAUUAAUUCACUUUCUCAAAAUCAACAAUCAGAUAUGGUUAAAGCUGGCGUUCUCCUAGUUGAUGAUGAAGUAUAUUCAAAAUACGAGACGUUGAUAAAAGCUUACAACGCAUAUGCGAGAGGGAUGCAUGUAAUUGUUAUGAGCGUAUCACAGGCAGGGUCAUUGCUUUCACAACAAGACAAGGUCAACAUGGCUAAUGGUGUGGCAGCCAAUACGUUUACAGUUAACAAUAUAGCAAGCUUAAAUACAGAUGGCAAGGCGUAUCUAAUUAACAUACUGGGUCAAUUAAAUACAUUUAAUCCAGUUUUGACAACAACUGCUGCCACGACAACUUCCUUGGCAACAACAACCAAAACAACAACAACGACAACGACGACACAAGCUCCAACAACUACAACCAUCAAAACAACAACACGCGACUAUAACACAGGUUUAACAGAAUGCCUUGGUCCUGCUGAUAUUGCAAUUGCUCUAGAUUCCUCAGACAGUCUACAAAUACCAGACUUCCAAAACUCGAAGGAUUUUGUUAAUACAUUAGUUUUCAACAUGCGUAUAGGAGUCAAUAACAUUCGACUGCGAUCUGUGUUUACGUUCAGCACAACCAUAAAAGAUAUAGUUGAUGAUGUGUACGACAAAAAUAUUAUAAGAGCAUUAUUGCAAGCAGCUACUAUGCUGAAAAUAGGUACCAAUACACAUUUAGCUAUUCAAGAAAUCAGAUUGAGAUUACAAAGGGCUCCACAAAUACCUACCAAUCCACAAUUCGGUAUUAUAAUCACUGAUGGUAAAUCGGCCUAUCCCGCUCUAACGAAAGCUGAGGCUGAUUUGGCAUAUAACCAAGGCAUCACUAUGUUCGUUGUUGGAAUUGUCAGUCCCAAAUAUUCGAUUAGCGAACGGCAGACGAUGAUAGACGAAUUAUAUAGAAUAGCGGCUAAUAUUAUAUCCAAUGUUAUCGUUGUACAAGACUUCGAUGAAAUGCUGACUGCUCUGCCAAUAUUGAAUACUUUAAUUUGUAAUCUUGCCACGACGACCACAACUUCUACCACUGUCACCGUUCCUACAACUACACCACAGUUUGCUAACGAAUGUAUCACCAGAUGUGACCCAACUGCAAUUCGGUGCUACGUUCCCCAUCCAACAAACUGCAAGUAUUAUUUGGACUGUGUCAGAGAGGCAGGCGCUACCCAGUUUGUGCAGUACAGUAUUCAAGAAUGUGGGCUACAUUACUUUUUCAAUCCAGACACUUCCAAAUGUGAUCAUCUUGACGAAUUCAUUUGUAAACAAGAUCCUUGUGUAAUAAACAAAUGGACAAAUGGUACCACGUAUCCAGUACCUAACAGUUGUAAUUUGUAUUAUAAGUGCCAACACACUAAAGACGGAAUGAUGAUUCACACUAGUCAAGCUUGUCAGUGUGAAAAUAAGUUGAAGUACGACACCACCAUCAGCGGAACUGACGAUCAUGAUCACUGUAUCAAAGAUACCACUAAUGCAUGUAGUAUCGUGGACAACAGUAGGACUACUCCUAAACUAGAAAGAUGUAAAAGGUUUAAGAUUGGGGAUACUAAAUAUAUUGAGGACGGUGAAGAAAAAGAAUGUGUAACAGGGAAAAUAUUUAAAUCGGAGAGGUGCAGCUGUGUUUGGGGAGAACUCCCAACAACUCCUACAGUCACAACAACAGUUAAGCCAACAAGUAGUGGAGAAUGUAUUCCAAGCAUCCAUCUAGAUUUCUCAACAAUAUUAAGCACUAACCCACAACUUCAAGGACAAGACAACGUCCAAGUGGCUAACGGUAAAGGCUACUUUGGUGGACUCUCAUUUAUUGCCAAUCCACAACUAAACAACAAUAUAAUGCCAAUAUUUAUUGCCAAACUUAAACUUAAAAUGGAUACAUCAUUUAGUUUUGGAAGCAACUCUUUAUUGAAGAGUUGUUCAGGAAAUCCAAUGGCAUCUAUUCAAAUGUACGCAGAAAGAAAUACCGGUAACACAAAGAAUAAGCUUAUUACAAAAGUGAUGAUAAGUGACUUCAGGCCAAUAACUGUCUCUAAUGAUAAAUAUGAUAUUUAUGACAACAAAGAAGUUACUAUAACAUUAGGUUUCAACAGAGAAAUGGUGGCGGUUGAAGUGGCAUUAAGUGCAGUAGAAACGGAUCUUCAACAAGUAGCUUUCAGUAAUGCUCCAAAAGAUUUCCUUGCAUGUAAUGGAGCACUAAAUGUUGGACAACCCUUCGGUGGAAAUGGACCAUUUGUAGGCGAUAUUUAUGACUGGAAAGUCUGGAACGGAUGCGACAACGUUCCAACCAGUAUGGAGUACUUAUUCAAUUAAAAGUGUGCUAACCAAGCAUUUUAUCAACAAUAUACA
Mytilus trossulus (common blue mussel) is the source of this 6780-nucleotide messenger RNA. RefSeq lists its product as uncharacterized. Gene Ontology annotation, cellular component: extracellular region. The transcript has 25 exons. Lineage: Eukaryota; Metazoa; Mollusca; Bivalvia; Mytilida; Mytilidae. Bases 145 to 6744 code for a protein of 2199 amino acids. The record is from RefSeq and is a predicted model, not a curated record. Gene Ontology annotation, molecular function: chitin binding.